ACUUGGCGCGACGUGUUGAUCAAAUCGCUGAGAUGUGCUAGAGCAAGCAGCCGACCCAGCCGAAUCGUAUUGAAAUAAGAGUUUUGUGGAAUCGAGGAAUUCAGCAAGUUAGUGCUAUAAAAUGGCAAAGCCAAGGUCGUCGGCGGAUCCGACUGGAAAUGGCAACGGAGCAGCAGAUGCAGCUGCGGAGCCGAAGCUCAACUAUUUCCAGAAACUGUGGCGCUAUCGCCACUAUCUGGUCAUCGAGCCCUUCUUCUUUUUCUACUUCAUGGCCUCCGUGUUCAAUGCGGUGGCCAUGCAGAACUUCCCACUGGACAAGGCGUGUCGCGUGAAUCUGGGCUACAACAAGGUGGUCUGCGACACGAUGCUGGACAAAUCGGAGCUGGGCAUCGAGUGCGAUGACUUCGACUUCGAGAACACCACUCAGGGCGCCACUCCGGAUCUCGCCGGCCUGGUGAUUGGAGCCAGUGGAUUCAACUACACGGUGUGCAAGGCGGAACUGGAGGCGCAGAUCCUAGCGGCCGAUGUCUCUGGGAAGCGAGCUCCCAUGGCUGCCAUUUUCCCCCUGAUUGUGCUGCUUUUUGCUGGCGGAUGGGCAGAUCGGUACAACAAACGAAAGCCCUGCAUGAUAAUGCCAAUUAUCGGAGAGGCAUUAUCUUUCACAUGUCAGAUUAUCUCAUCGAUUUUCUUCGAAUCGCUGCCCAUGGAGUUUGGUGCCUACUGCGAGGCCAUAGUUCCAGCACUCUUUGGAGGACUGACCUUUUGCCUGAUGGCAAUCUAUAGCUACAUUACCAUAGCCACGCCGGAGGAGGAUCGUGUGUUCCGCUUCGGCAUCUUUGCCAUGUUCGUCACAGGAGUUCCCUUCAUAGGACAGCCGAUUAGUGGACUUCUCUUCACCACUUUGGGCUACACAUGGUCCUUUGCCUCAGCCAUUGUCUUCCAGCUGAUUGCAAUAUUCUACAUCAUUUUCUUCAUAAAGGAGGUGAAGUCCACGCCCUCGCCCACUACCAGCACCACAGCGAAUGAGCCACCACCACUGCCCACCACCCUGCCGCCCAAACAGCAGGGUGCGGAUAAUAUGGCCUACGAGACCACCAACUUGGAGGAGCUGCAGGGCAACAAGAACGUCAACUUCCAGCUGACGCCCCACAUGGAGCCCAAGGUGGAGGCGGUGCCCCCGAAACGUUCCCUCUUGAAGGAGCUCUUCGAUCCCAGCCUGGUGCUGGACUGCAUCCGCUUCCCGCUGGUCAAGCGACCCAACAACGGCAGGAUGCUGCUGAUCCUGCUGCUGUGCGCCUACUUCCUCACCGUGGGCCCCACUUCCGGGGAGAACGACUAUUGGUAUCGAUUCACGCUGAAGAAGCUCGCCUGGAACGGCAACGACUUCAGUAUCUACCUCACCCUGUCCAGCGGUGCUGCACUGGUGGGCACCUUCAUUGGCACCGCCAUUUUGAGCAAGCUCCUCAAGGUUUCCGACUCCAUGAUCGGCAUGCUCUCCGCUCUGUCUAUCGUCUGCUCGCGCGUUCUUUUCGCCUUCUCCAGCAGCACCUCCUCAUUCUACGUGGCUGGAGUGGUGGACAUGUUCGUCAGUCUGCGAGUGAUUGCCAUCAAGACCAUCGGCUCGAGCAUUGUAGCUGGCGAUGAGCUGAGCAAGAUGUACUCCAUCUUUGGCAUCAGUGAGCCAGUGGCCCAGUUCAUCUUCCCGCCCAUCUUCAGUGAGAUCUACAAGAGCACUGUGGAUUCAUUCCCAGGAGCCAUUUGGCUCUUUGGCGAAAUCUUCUAUAUUCCCAAUGUCCUGGUCUUCGUUGUGUGUUAUUUCCUUUUGCGACGACGAAAGGCCAACGAGGAAAAGAGUGUCGUGGAACUGGAGCAAAAUGGAGCAAAUGGAGCAAAUGGAGGAAAUCGGGCAAAUGUUGUGCCUGAUAGCGAAAUAACUAGUCUGUAACGUACUGGAUGCCAGUGAAUGUUAUAUAUAUUUUUGAUAUUUAUAAUAUAAAUUGUAUAUUUUUGUAUAUUUAUA
Molecule: messenger RNA, 2020 nt
Organism: Drosophila santomea
Lineage: Eukaryota; Metazoa; Arthropoda; Insecta; Diptera; Drosophilidae
Exons: 8
Coding region: 122-1945 (607 amino acids)
Biological process (GO): transmembrane transport
Cellular component (GO): membrane
Molecular function (GO): transmembrane transporter activity
Source: RefSeq, a predicted model, not a curated record